Molecule: messenger RNA, 408 nt
Organism: Pongo pygmaeus (Bornean orangutan)
Lineage: Eukaryota; Metazoa; Chordata; Mammalia; Primates; Hominidae
Gene: SMIM22
Product: small integral membrane protein 22
Exons: 2
Coding region: 1-408 (135 amino acids)
Biological process (GO): regulation of cell population proliferation
Source: RefSeq, a predicted model, not a curated record
AUGGCUGUGUCCACAGAGGAGCUGGAGGCCACGGUUCAGGAAGUCCUGGGGAGACUGAAGAGCCACCAGUUUUUCCAGUCCACAUGGGACACUGUUGCCUUCAUCGUCUUCCUCACCUUCAUGGGCACCGUGCUGCUCCUGUUGCUGCUGGUCGUCGCCCACUGCUGCUGCUGCAGCUCCUCCGGGCCCCGCAGGGAAAGCCCCAGGAAGGUGAGCCCCUGGAAGGUGAGCCCUGCCGGCCUCCGGGACCUGCAUGGAACUGUACUGGGGGUGGAGGCGGGAGGUGAGGGGAGUGGUGGGAAGGGUGCUCAUCCCCCUAGGGAACAACGAGCGAACCUGCUCGGUCCCACUGUGCUUCUCGUGCAGGAGAGACCCAAGGGAGUGGAUAACUUGGCCCUGGAACCCUGA